Paramecium sonneborni is the source of this 2025-nucleotide messenger RNA. The record is from the annotation of a GenBank genome assembly. NCBI's taxonomy places the organism in Eukaryota, Ciliophora, Oligohymenophorea, Peniculida, Parameciidae.
AUGAAAGAGGGAUUAUACUCCUUUAAAUAAAAUUUAGAUCAAACUAAAAACUUAAGAGCUCCAACUGAUAAAAGGAUCAUUUAAGCAGAUUUAAUAAAUUUAAAGAAGAAUGGAUUUGUAUAUCUUGAUAAGAUUCAAGAUAAAAAAAUAGAUUUAAUAGAUUUAGAUAAAUGUUUAUAAAAAUUAAAUCCUCAUGAACAUAAACAAAAUGAAUCUUUAAAUAAACAUAUUUUAUAUGUUUAAAUUUUAGGAGGAGUAAAAUAACAAGAAGAUUUAGAUAAAUUAGAUGAGUUUAUUCAAUAAAAAUAGAAUAAAUAAUAUUAAGAAUAAUUAAGUUAAUUAACUAAUGCUAAUCAAUUUUAGUAAAAUCAUCAUUUAUUUUUGGAUGGUAAAAGAAGAGCUGAGGAAAUAAAUAUUUUUUAAGAAAAAGGUAUAUUUUUUAGAUUGAAUUAGUAACUUUUAGCAUAUGUAAGAACACACAGAUUAGGUGCUUUAUUAAGUUGUUUAAAAUCUAAUUCAAAAUAUAAGCCUUAAGAAUAAGAACAAUAACAAUAAUAACUGGAAGAAAUAUAAUAAAUAAAUAAUUAAGAGGAAUUAUCUAACUUAUAACAAAAAACUAAAAAAAGUUUAAAUUAAAAUGAUAAAUAUACACCAUAAUUAAUAGCAGAAAGAUAAGAAUAAGAACCAGAGUUGAGUAAGGAAUUUUUAACUGUUUUUAAAAAUGACACUACUUUAGAUAAAUAAAAGUUAUAAACAGUUUUUCCAAAGAUUGAUUUUGAGAAAGUAAAGUUAGAUAAAAAAUUUGAUAUUUCAGCAAUGUAAACUGUUGAAAAACAAAAAGAUUCAACUUUGGCACCUUUAAAAAUCAAUAAAGUGCAAUUUAAUCCAGUUGCUAAAUAAAUUACAUAUGAUGUUGAUACUUAUGAAGAAAACACUGAUAGUGUGUUCAAAAAGAUAGAAGAUUUUCAUGAAUCUUUGAGAAAAGGAUAAACCUAGGACACAGUUACAGAUAAAAAAAUUGAAAUAGUUUCAGAAGCAGAAAAAUAAGAAUAUAAGUGGAGUUAAAAUUAGUAUGAUUUUUAUGAUAAAGUCAAGAAACUAUAUUUUGAUAAAGAAAAACCUUAAGAUCAUCAAUUAAAAAUAGAAGAAAAUUAACACUAUAAUUAAAUAAAUAAGAAUCCAAAGUUCAAUAAUAUAUAUUUAAAUACAACAAUUAAAAGAGAUAAUAAAUACUAAAAAGCUAGUAAUUAAGGAUAAUCAAUAAUUGAUUCUAUUUCUAAACUUUAAAAUUUAAAAUUUCAUUAAUAUGAAACAGCAAAGGAUAUAUAAAUUGAAGAUAAGCCAACAAAAGAUUAUUCAUAAAUAGAAGUUCUUUAAUAGUAGUUAUAAAAGGUUUAAGAAAGCUAUUUUGAUAAGGAUUUGGAUGAUCAUGAGAUUUUUAAUUCAUAUAAUUCUGAUAUUAACAAAUUAAAUUAGGUAAUGGAUACAAAAGGAAAUGACAUUUUUGUUGGGGUUGAAAUGCUUUAUAGAUAAUUUAAUUCAAAUUAAUUUGAUAAAUCUUAGUAACAAUUGGCUCCAAAUUUUAAUGGGGCUAUUAAAUUGGAUUUUGAAAAAGUAAAAGAAUAAUUUAGAGUAAUUCCAAUAAAAUAAAAAGAAUAUAAUUAAUAACAAAAGGAAUAAUUUGAAUAAUAUUACUAAAAUAUUCAAGAUCCUUUGGAUAUUUUGCAUUAAGUAAGUGAUACAUAUCAAUAAGCAAAAGAAAUUGAGUAGGAUUUAAUUCAUAAUGAAUUACAUUAGAAAUCAUUAUAUUAAAUAGGUUAAUUGCCAUAUCCAUAAUUUUUUGCAAAUUAAUAUACAAAAUUAAAGAAUAAUAAUGAAAAAAGUGUUUUUAGUUUGAUAGGUAAUUAGCAUCAAAUAAUAAAAACUCCAGACAAAGACUUAUAAAAAAGAUAUCGAUAUUAAAAUAUUUUGAGUAGUGUUGAUGAUGCUAGAGAGAAAUUCAAAUAUAAUUUAACAUGUUAAUGA